Molecule: messenger RNA, 777 nt
Organism: Knipowitschia caucasica
Lineage: Eukaryota; Metazoa; Chordata; Actinopteri; Gobiiformes; Gobiidae
Source: the annotation of a GenBank genome assembly
AUGUACAGAGCCCUCCACACGCCCAAGUACAUGAUCGUGUUCAACCUGGCGCUCACAGACCUCUGCGGCAGCACCUCUCUCAUCCCCAAACUCCUGGACACUUUGUUGUUUGAGAACAGAUACAUUUCCUAUGAGUUGUGUCUGAGUUACAUGUUUUUUGUGAUGUUUUUUAGCAGCUUGCAGUCCUGGACACUUGCUACCAUGGCGUGUGACAGGUUUGUAGCCAUCUGCUUCCCUCUGCACUACCACAGAGUCAUCACCAAGUCCUCUGUGUUCUGGUUACUGCUGUUUGUUUGGCUCCUCUGUCUGUGCAUCAUGGGAACUAUUGUUGUUCUCGUGGACCGUCUGUCGUUCUGUCAAUCUGUAGUUGUCCAAAGUUUCUUCUGUGACCAUGAGACCAUGUACCGCAUCGCCUGCAACAGUGCUUCAGUGAACGCACAGUUUGUCCUGUUUGGGGGCGUGGUCGUCAUUAUCAUUCCCCUCACUGUGAUCUUGUGCAGUUACAUGAGUAUAGCUGUUGUUCUGAAGAGGGCUUCUCUCGCAGACAGCCUCAAAGCUCUGCGGACCUGCUCGGCUCACCUGAUACUGGUGGCCAUAUUCUUCAUCCCUCUGAUCGGGGCCAGAACUGCUGCUACUCUCCCCAACUCCAACCCAAAUAUUCGCAUGAUAAAUUUUAUGUUGACGUACACAAUACCAUCACUACUGAACCCUUUUGUCUACUCUUUAAAGACAGAGGAAAUGCUGACCCUCAUCAAGAAUUUGUAUGUCAAAUGUUAA